AUGGAUUCAGAAACCAAUGUGAACGAAAUUGAUACAGAAGUUUUGGAAUCCAUUCCCCUUUCCGACGCACCUGAGCUUGAAUCUGCGGAAACACCGACGAAAAUCGACUUAAAGGAGGGAGUUGAAACCAAUGUUCUUGAGAAGGGCAAGAGAAUUGUGGUUACUUUGCUUGAAAACGUUUUUGUGAUCAAAUGGGUUGUUGAGCAUCAGUGGAAACGAUAUUGUUGCGGUGGGGAAUCCGAGAGAACUAGAGCUUAUCAUGUUUGGCCCGGAAACAAUGUGUUUUUCUUCGAAGGACGAUUAAUCUGUGGCCCAGAUCCAAGAGGAUUACUCUUGACUGCUGUUCUUGUCAACUUGAUCUUGGUUAGUAUGAUCGAUCCCGGAAUUAUUCCCAGAAAUGAUCAAUCAUCUCAUGAAUUUGGUAGCAACGGUAGAACCAAAAAGAGGAAGGUAACUGUCAAUGGGGUAGAAGUAAAAUUGAAGUAUUGUCGAAUUUGUAACAUUUACCGUUCACCUAGGAGCUGCCAUUGUGCUGUCUGUGACAAUUGCGUCGAGAAAUUCGAUCACCACUGCCCGUGGAUCGGUCAAUGCAUUGGUCUGCGGAAUUAUAGAUUUUACUUGGCAUUUCUAGUCACGACCUUGGUGUUCUUUGCCUAUGUAUUUGCUUGUUCCUGCUGGAGAUUCCACCUAAUAACGUCACGAAGUGGCACUACUGGGUUGUUUGCCAUGCUAAGGAACUGUCCCGAAGCAGUGGCGUUGGCAUCAUUUAGUCUUGCUGCCGUUGGGUUUGUUGGUGGCCUCGCUUGUUACCAUGGCCAUCUAAUUGCUAUAAAUCAGACAGCUUAUGAAAAUUUUCAGCAACGCUAUGUGGGCUCUAGAAACCCAUAUGACAAUGGAUUUAUAAGUAAUGUCAAGGAGGUUUUACUUGUGCCAAUGCCACCUUCUAGAGUUGAUUUCCGAGCAGAAGUAACACAAAAUCGUUUGAACUCUGUAAUAGUGGUGUAA
This is a messenger RNA of Ilex paraguariensis (yerba mate), 1005 nucleotides long. The record is from the annotation of a GenBank genome assembly. Lineage: Eukaryota; Viridiplantae; Streptophyta; Magnoliopsida; Aquifoliales; Aquifoliaceae.